AUGAAUGAAUGGUUUUCGUUUAAAAUUCCUGCUAGCUUCAGAAUGCAAAAAUCUGCUUCGAUUCAACAUCAAAAGUCUGCAAAAUGUCUCUGCUGUCCUGAUGCAUGUAGAGUCAUGUUAUUGGUCUCCAACAACGUCCAGUGUAAAUCUCACCUUAACAUUCACACACAGUGUAAAUUUUCACAUAAAAUCGAGAUAAAUAUUACAGAAUUUCGAUUACCAUUAGCUCAAGUAUUGUUGACAUUAAUUGCAUUUCUGCUGGUCUCCACAAUGAUGAUACUGACAAAUUUUGGUUUUCAACAAUUUCUCGUGACUUUUAAAAUGAGCAAAAUCAUCGACAGUCUUACUGGAAUUAUAAGCAAGAGAAUAAUUUAA
Molecule: messenger RNA, 375 nt
Organism: Clunio marinus
Lineage: Eukaryota; Metazoa; Arthropoda; Insecta; Diptera; Chironomidae
Source: the annotation of a GenBank genome assembly